Messenger RNA from Caenorhabditis auriculariae, 6935 nucleotides. Lineage: Eukaryota; Metazoa; Nematoda; Chromadorea; Rhabditida; Rhabditidae. The record is from the annotation of a GenBank genome assembly.
AUGGUCGCCGCAAUGACGAAUGAGCCGGUGGCGGUCAAGGGGAAUACGGAUAAGUAGGUGGAAAAAAUGACUGACCUGUCUGCGCUCUCUUUUCUCUCGUCGGUGAGGUCGUGAAAGCAUGAAAAUAGUACUUGAAGACGAGAGCGCGUAGAGAAAAGAGCGUUUGUCAGUUUUUGCAAUAGAAAGCGUGCAGAAUAGAGGGGAAGAAGCGUUUCACGACUUCUAGCCGCAUUUGGAAUGGCUCUACCGCGCAAAAAACGUAAAAAUAGCGCGCGAAGAUAAAAGCGCCUAGAGAAAUGAGAGUUUUUCAAGUUUCUGGGACAAUAAGGUAGCCGAAAUGGAUAGAAGUAGGAGCUUCACGACAUUUGGUCGCAUUUGGAAUGGCUUGACGUUUUGCGGAUCAAUUUGAAAGAUUUGAAAUACCGAAACGCGGAAGUCGUUUCGAGUCGGGCGCAACACAGUUUUGACACGUUUAGCCAUUCCAAAUGCGACCAAAUUCGUCACAAAUAAGGGCUGGUACUAUCGCCAACAGUAUAAUUAUUUUUCUCCUCAUCAUAAAAGAGUUUCUAGGUGGUCCGCCAUUGUCGACCCCGCACACUGGCCGAGCCAAAAAUCUUUGAAUUUCACGAAAAAUUGCAAGAUUUGUCAGGUCAAGGUGAGAGAUUUCUCUGAAAAAUGGGAAAACCUCGAAAAGGAAAACCUCGAAAUUUUCAGCUUAAUUCGGAAUUCGACGUCAUGGCUCAUCUCCUAUCGAAAAAUCACGUUGAAAAAUCGAAAACCCUGAAAGUUUCCUGCAAAAUUUCGGAUUAUGUCAGUAGUUUUUUGGAAUUUGUGAUCGAAAAAAAUUCCAGAAAAAACAGGAAGAUGCCCUCGUGCAACUGAAAACAGCGCCGCUGGAAAAAAUCGAAACCGGAAAUUUUUUGGAUGGCGAUGAAAACUUGGCCAAUGCCACCGAGAAAAUGAACAAACUGUGAGUUUUUAGGCCGAAAAAUGCAUGGUUUCUAUUUUAAAAAAAAUCCCUUUUUUUGGUCAGAAUUUGAUUUUUUUAAAUCUAGGUGCCUUCAAAACGAAGGAUUUUUGUGAGAAAACAGGGAAAAUUUUUAAGGAAAAUGUAGAAAAAAAUUGAAAGAAAGACAAUUUAAUGUGAGAUUUUAAGCCGAAAAAUAUUUCUGUGGAAAAAAACCGUCAUAAUACUUUUUUUCUUGCUCAGAACUUGUUUUUCAAAAAAAUUGGGUACUUUCAAAAACAAAAGGAUUUCAUGAGAAAAUGGGAAAAAAAUUUGAGAAAAAAAUGUAGAAAAAAAUUGUGAAAUAAAAUGAAUAAAAUGAGAGAUUUUAAGCCGGAAAAAAACAGGAUUUAUAUGGAAAAAAAUGUUCUUUAUAUUUUUCUUCUCGGUCAGAAUUUGAUUUUUCGAAAGAUAGGUGCCUUCAAAACGAAGAUUUUUUUAUGAGAAAAUAGGGAAAUUUUGAGAAAAGAAGUAGAAAAAUUGAAAGAAAUGAAAAAAAUGUGAAAUUUUAGACCUAAACGAAGGAUUUCUAUGGAAAAACCGUCAUAAUACUUUUUUUCUUGCUCAGAAUUUGUUUUUAAAAAAUUGGGUACUUUCAAAACGAAGAAUUUUAUAAGAAAAUAAAAAAAUUUUGAGAAAAUAAGUAGAAAAAUUGAAAGAAAUUGAAAAAUGUGAGUUUCAAAAAAAUAACUUUUUGAGCUUAAAAAAACAGGAUUUCUAUGGAAAUACCCUCAUAAUCUAUUUUUUUCUUGGUCAGAAUUUGUUUUUUUAAAUAGGUGCCUUAAAAAAACGAAGAGUUUUUAUGAGAAAGUAAGAAAAAUUUUUGAGAAAUAUGUAGAAAAAAAUUGUGAAAGAAAAUGAAUGAAAUGGGAGAUUUUUAAGCCGGAAAAAAACAGGAUUUAUAUAGAAAAAAAUGUUCAUUAUAUUUUUUUCUUCUUGGUCAGAAUUUGAUUUUUUUAAGGAACUGAGAACCUUCAAAACGAAGAAUUUUUGUGAAAAAAAUAAACUGAAUUUCAAAAAGUGGGAAAAACUAAAAAAAUGAUGACUUUUUUUCAGUUUCUUACGGAAAAUACGUAAUUUCGAAGGUUUUUUUCAGCGAGAUUUUUUUGAAUUUUUUUAAAUGUCACUGGUUUUUUCUUCAAAAAAAUUUAUUAAUAUCGAACAUUUGAGCCCAUGUAAAGUUUCCUGGAAAAAUUUAUGGUAAGAUUUUUGGAAAAAUAUACUGACUUUUUGAUCCAUUUUUUUCAUCAAAAAUCCAGUUUUUUUCAAAGAUUUUAUUGAAUUAACUUUUUCAAAAUCGCGAAAUUUCUCUCACAAAAAAAUCAUAAAUUUAUUCGAAAUGACCAGUGGAAACGAAAUUUUUUUCAAGCCAAACUCGAACCGCCGUCCCCCUGCCGCUCUCAUCGCCGCGGGCGCGUCUGCGACAAAUUCGCGAUAUCGCGAAUAUUUUCGACAAGGUUUUUUUUCUACUUAACAUUUUAAAAAAUCAAUUUUAGAUGUCUGGGUGUUCCAUUGUUGAUGAAACGACUCAAAAGUCGAUGGAGAAGGUUUUGGGCGACCUUUUGUCGUCUUUCGAGGUGGAAAAGCCAUCAUUUUUAUGAAAAAUCAUAUGAAUUUUUGAAGAAAUCCGAUGGAAACGAGUCGGCGAUCACGGCUGAGCAACUUUGUGCCGUCGGCGGCGUUUUGAGGAUUUGCGACGCUUUGUUGGCUUGGACAAAAAAUAGUACUUCAUUAAGGUUUGAAGAAGUGGCUUAAAUUUGGGGGAAAAUGCGCUCCAUUGAGAAUUAAGCUUCACUUUAGCGUUUGAGCAAAAGAAAAUACGGAAUUUGAUGGUUUUGAGCCAUUUACAAAACAUAGUACAAAAAAUAGAAGUGGCUGAAAACUGAGGUCAAAUGCGCUCCACUGAGAAAUAGGCUUCGAUUUAAAGAUGGCUUAAAAUUGAGUUCAAAUGCGCUCCAUUGAGAAUUAGGCUUCAAAUUAAAUGUGGCUCAAAAUUGAGGUCAAAUGCGCUCCACUGAGAAAUGGGCUUCGAUUUAAAGAUGGCUUAAAAUUGAGUUCAAAUGCGCUCCGUUGAGAAAUAGGCUACAAUUUAUAUUUGGCUCAAAAUGGAGUUCAAAUGCGCUCCAUUGAGAAUUAGGCUACAAUUUAAAUGUGGCUCAAAAUUGAGUUCAAAUGCGCUCCGUUGAGAAAUAGGCUACAAUUUAUAUUUGGCUCAAAAUGGAGUUCAAAUGCGCUCCAUUGAGAAUUAGGCUACAAUUUAAAUGUGGCUCAAAAUUGAGUUCAAAUGCGCUCCGUUGAGAAAUAGGCUACAAUUUAUAUUUGGCUCAAAAUGGAGUUCAAAUGCGCUCCAUUGAGAAUUAGGCUACAAAGUAGAUUUUCCGGUUUUGAGCAGAAAUUAAAGCGAAAAUUAAUGUUUUUAGUUAUUGAUGAAUAAUAACAUUGCUGUAAGGAAUGAGAAUGAACGGCUGAAAAUUGAGUUCAAAUGCGCUCCAUUGAGAAUCAGGCUUCAAAGUAGAUUUUCCGGUUUUUGAGCAGGAAUAAAAACGAAAUUUAAUGUUUUGAGUUAUUGAUGAAUAUUUCUCUGAGGUCGAAAAAAAAAAUGAAACUAAAAAGGCCUAAAAUUCGCAUCAAGUGCGCCCCAUUGAUAAAUUUGAAAAAUCACUAGGAAAUUGUUUUUUUGGUGUAUUUUUCCCACAAGUUUAGUUUUAAAAAGGUCAGGAAGGCAAGCUUUUCUCAAGAUGUUGAUAGAAAAAAAUUGGGUAAAAAAAUGCGUCAUUUCAAGUGCGCCCCAUUGAGAAUGCUGAAAAUAUUGAAUUUUGAUGUUUUAGAGGUGCAAAAGUCUUUUCAAAAUUAGUUUCGAUCGCAUUUUUCAAAAAUUGUGAGAAAAAAGCGCAUUUUAACUAGUCCUUAAUGAGACUAAAAAGGCCUUAAGUUUUCAUCAAGUGCGCCCCAUUGAUAAAUUUGAAAAAUCAGUAGGAAAUUUUAGUGUAUUUUUCCUCACGAGUUUAGUUUUAAGAAGGUCAGGGGAAGAAUCUGCGUUCCAUUGAUAAAUUUGAACUACUCCUCUUCUCAAAAAAAUUUAAAAAAAUAAAAAAAAACUCGUUCAAUCAAUUUUUUUCUCAGAUUAUGCGUCAAAUACGCUCACUUUUUUUGAGCGUUUUUCGUCCGGGAUAUCCGCGUCGCCUACACGAUUCUCUAUCAGAAUCAAUUGAUGAAAAUCGUUGAACUCAUUGUCCAUCUUUUAACGGUAAUUCGUCGUAUUUUCUGUCCCAAAAAAGGCUUGGAACCCAUGAAAAUAAGUGAAAAAUGCCUGGUUUUUACCAUUUUUUAAGGAAUUUUGGAACUUCGAAGCAUAGAGGGAUCUUUCAAAGUCUCAAUUUUUGAAAAUUCUGAAUUUUUCAAAGUCCUAUUACAGAACGAACCAACGGCGCCGCAGCUUUCGGCCCUUCUGGACGUUCUAAAUGCCCUUCUUCAAACUGUAGUCGGCCGAAUUUCCACUUCUACUGAUCAAAAAACCUGGAAAGAGCUCAAAAGUCUCGAUUCCAAUGCUCCGGAGACCAUCGACGUCAUCGCCGGGUCAGAAAUUUGAAGAAUUGGGCAGUUUUGAAGCGUCGCGGUCGCGGUGCGGUUUUUGGCGGGAAAAUGAAAAUUUGAAAUUGAGCCGUCUUUUUUUCUUUAUUCGUAGUAUCUCCAUGAUUUUUAAGUUUUAUGCGGCAAAAAUAGGUUAAAAAAGGCUGAGAUGCGCAUGUAAGGAGGCGUUGCGGUCGCGGCGCGGUUUUUGGCGGGAAAAGAAAAAUUCAAAUUUGAGCCGUAUUUUUUCUUUUUUUCAUAGUAUCCCAAUGGUUUUCAUGUUUUAUGCGGAAAAAAUUAAGUUGUAAAAAAUUGAAAUGCGCAUUUAUACAAUAGAGAAGCGUUGCGGUCGCGGCGCGGUUUUUGGCGGGAAAAUGAAAUUAAAAUUAAGCCGCCUUUCGGAUAGUUUUUCAAUGGUUUUUUUUCUCAUCAUUCUAGCUUUUGGCCACAUUUUCCAAAGAUCGAGACUCGAAAAAUAAUUUUUUCUUUUUUGAACUCGUUUUUCCCGCCAAAAACCGCGUCGCGACCGCAACGCAAGUAACUAAAGUAUCGCCUUCCGAGACACGAAGAAUUUCUUUCAGAUUUUACCGAUGCUCCUUGAAAUCUUCAACGAUCGUCGCCGCGGUGGAAGCCACCAAUGGCGUCGCUUUGAUUUCCCGCCUCAAUACUCUUUUUUUCCUUGCUUCUCGACUCGAAUAAUGGGUAAAUUUUUGAGUUUCUGUAGUGAAAUAGUUGAAAUUAUCAGUUCGAAAAUGAUUUAAAUAAAUUUUUAAGAGUGAUAUUGAUUUUUUUUAUUGAGGUUUUUUUGGAUUUUUCUGCUUCAAUCACCAUUUUUCCUUGCUUUUCGACUCAAAUAAUGGAUUUUUCAAGUGAAAUUGUUUCAGAUUAUGAUUCGGAGAAGGAAAAAUUUAUGGUCUCAGAAAUAAAUUCAUGCUUUAAAAAGCGAGAAAUUUACAACUAUUUGACUUGAAAAUCAGAGAAUUUUGAUUUUUUCAGCUAGGACUGAAAAAUUAGACGUUCUACGCAAGUUUACAGUUUCAAAAUCAGUAUUUACAAAACAUUUUUUAAUGUUGCUUGUUCGCACGGUAUGGAGUGAAAUAAUCUCUAAAAUCUUUUAUUUUUUUCAAUUUUUUUCUGAUAGUAGGUUAGGUUAGAAGGUGGAAUUUUUCAGAAUGGAAUAUGAAAAAAAUCAAUUUUGUAACACUAAGUUCUUCAGUGUUUUUUGGAGAUUGCAAGAAAAAAAAAACCAGAAUUUUCACAAAAACGAUGUUUAGUUGAAUUUUUUGAACAAUAUCGAUUGAUAUUGAUUGAUUCAUUGAUUGAUGGAAGUUCAGCCGUCUUCUCUACUCGACUUUCAUGAGGAUCGCCCUGGAACACGCUUUAAAAUGCGGUCGAUCGGCUUCAAAUGGUCCCAGGGAUCAGAAAAUCGCCACCGAUGUUGCCGUGAUCGUUGUCCGGGCCUUAGAAAGCUUGUCCAGUGAUUUGAAGUUCGAGGACGUUUGGAAAGUUCGUUCAUUUCGGGAAUGAGGGUCAAAACUUUGAAAUUUAUCAAGUUGCAAGAGAAAUUUCUCUGUUGGAGAGUUUUAGGAACGCCAAAGUAGUCUCUAUAGGGGUUAGGGAGAAUAAAACCCCUAUAGAGGUAAGUUUAGAUGGUCCCUACAGGGGUUAAAAGUCCGACCCCUGAAUCCCUGAAGCUUAAGUGGGCCCUAUAGUGGUUUAAGUUUUUUUUUUUUAGGCUUUGAAAGUUGAGAAGACUGUCCCCUAGAGUGGCCACUACUUAAAACUCCGAAAGUGGUCACUUUUGCAAGCUUCAGUCCUAUAGGAGGAAUCAAAGUGAUCCCUAGAGGGAAAGCUUCAAGGGCCUUUGAGGUUGCCCCUAUAGAGACCACUUUGAAGUUUCGCUAGGCACUGAAGCGUCUAACACGUUGCUCAAAAAACCGGAAAAACCAACUGAUUCUCGAAAAAAGGGUACCUAAAACCUUUUGGGAUAUUUUUGGAGUAGGAUACCAAGUUUUUCGAAACCUUUAAAGUACCCUUUUUGGAGGUCAAGCUUGUGAUGGAUAGGGUCUAUAAUUUUUUUUGCUUCAAAAUGCUUUGAAAGAGGAUCAUCAUUUUAUUCCAGACGAUCGUUGAAAAUGGGCAAAAUGCCUUAAUGAUUCGCCUGAUCCUAUCAAAUGUCCUUCGAUCUGCGAUUUCUGCCGCCACCGCGUCUGAACCACCGAAAAAUGCGCGACAUCGCCAAAAUCCCGCGUCUUCGAACAAUUUCACGACGUCUGAAGCAGAGCUCGUCAAACUUCUCGAAUUUAUCGCGUGUUUUGCGAACGCGGGAAAUCAGGUCGGUUAUCGGGAAUAUUUUUAG